Molecule: messenger RNA, 1795 nt
Organism: Saccostrea cuccullata (small rock oyster)
Lineage: Eukaryota; Metazoa; Mollusca; Bivalvia; Ostreida; Ostreidae
Exons: 9
Coding region: 280-1680 (466 amino acids)
Source: RefSeq, a predicted model, not a curated record
AUUAUCGAAGGUCAAUGAAACCAUACAGGAACAGUGUUUAUUGAUUUAAAUGUCUUAUUUUGGUCAGUUUUGCAAUACUGCUGCCAUUCAUACAGUGUUCUGGAAACAUGUGGAAGAAAAUGACCAAAUGAAAUAUUCCAGUUAUGUAAAGGCAUGAUUAGGAAUGAACAUUUAUGAAAUGGUCUGGUUGCUGUAAAAAGACUGUCAAAGAACUCAAACUGUGUAUUCGACAUCUCUAUCUUAUCAAAGAAACCCGUAUCGAGCUUGUUCAGUGUGAGUAUGGAUUCGCCCCCACCAGUAAUAACCACAGAAGAUGUUAUCAACUCGCUCCCUCCGCCCUCCUAUGAGGACAUUAUGGGGCACCAGGCCCAAACCUCAGCGAAGACUGACGUAUCUAAGGAGGAGUUGCCGCCCUUGGCUUACAUUGACAUAAUGCCUCGAUGUCUUCACCCGGGAAAUAUGAAAGGACGAGUUCCACCGGAAUACGACAAGUUCAGUACUUUGAUACAGGCAUCCAACCACUGGCUACGAGAGAAUCCAAUGUACGGCGUGUGGAAAUGUGAGACGGUAGAGCGAAAGGUAGAGCCAAGCGGGGAAGUUAUAAUGGAAAGCAUGUUAUUUCACGAGGCCACGUAUGGGUUUAACGUUUACAUCAAUGGAAUCAGACUGUGGUUGUAUGCCCGCGACAAAAGUUCCUCGCCUCCUCAACAGUUGGGGCUUUACAGCAGAGUUCCAGACAAGGUAUCCAUACCCUUCGCUUUCUAUGGACGCCGCAGAUUUCACGGUCCGGCUUUAGUUCAAACCAUAGCAUCAUACGAAGGACUGAGAACUACUGUAGACAAGCUAAACAAAGAACUCAAGAGUAAACCCAUUGGAGGAACUAUUUUGACUGUGGAGUGUGCCGUGAUAAAGGCUGCGGAGGGAUAUGAGAAGUUAGACGUGGAUCCUGACAAUACAGUGUUUCAUGAAAAUGGCGGGAAAUCACGGCGUUACACGCAGAUUCUCCGGAUAUUCUACAUCAUUGGAACUUCAGCACAGGAAACCUUUGAAUUGAUAGAUGUUAUACCUAAAGUAACCCAUAAACCUGGAAUGGGGACACCUGCCAGGUUUGAGACGUACGAUGAAACACUGGAACGUCUAUCUAAAAAUCCACCCUCAGAACUAAAAGAAGGACGGAUUGUCAAUAUACAAACUCAUAUAUCGAAAUACCGGGAAGUAAUGGGUGAGGUUGAUGUUCUAUCGAACGAUACCGAUGACUUUGUCUUCGGUACUGCAGAAGGAAAACAGUUACAGAUAAUUCGCAUUUUCAAAGUAAACGGAAGUUCAACCAAUUCCUUUCCGCCAGGCCUUUCCACCAAACUCUUCCUUCCCGUUCGUACUGGACCGAAGUCAUUUGAAAAUAUGCAACAAACAAUGUACCGGAUCGAAGCUUGGCUGAGAGCAACAGGAGUACCUGUCUACACUGUUGAUACCGUAUCCUACCUCUUCAAACAACAUUCUCCACUCGGUGUGGAUAACAGCAAAUCUAACGUGAUCAGUCCCGCGGGGGUCGGGAAACACUUCGUCACUGCAAUCAGGGUGUAUUUCUCUCAGCCCUUCCAGGAACCUGACCCCGCCCUCCUCCCUCCUGUAUAUCCAUGGACACCUUCCUCAGGAUCAUCCUCCUGUUCUAUAUUGUGAUCGGACUUCCUGUACAACAUACUGCGUGAAACUGUAUCAAAAUCAGAACACAUAGGACCGGUCACUUAUUGAUCAAACGCAUAUAUCAAUAUUAAGACUGUGAUAUUACUUACUU